AUGGAAAUUGAAGAAACACAUGAAGACUUACAAUUGGUACCAUCGUCUACAACUAAUCUAUCUUCAGGAUCCACAUCUCAAACAUCGUAUCUAAGAAAACGCCCAACACAUAAGCCCACAAGCGCUGAAGAAGAAAUCCUAAAACAACUUGAAGAAUAUAAAGAUUCUACUGUAUUACCCGCGGAAGUCCUUAAUGAGCUGGUUCAAAGUUUAUCGAAACAUACUGAUUAUUGGACUCGAAAGCGAAUUUGGGAUCGAUG
Scutellospora calospora is the source of this 260-nucleotide messenger RNA. Lineage: Eukaryota; Fungi; Glomeromycota; Glomeromycetes; Diversisporales; Gigasporaceae. The record is from the annotation of a GenBank genome assembly.